UAUGAGGGUACAAGCAACAAAGAUUUCGCGUCAGAGUUCAGACCAUUAAUGGAGUAUCCACUCUACAAGCUCUUCUUACAUUGCUGAAAAUGGAAAACCUGGAUACAGCUCCACCACCGCCGGAACAAGAACCAGACUCCAAGAAGCUUAAGAUGUCCACGACGACCACCUCAGAUGACGAAGACACCACUACCGCUACUACCGCUUCCGCCAACGCCGACGACACAAAGAAACCAAGAUACAAGCGCCGAAAGGUUGCAAUUUUCUUUGCUUAUUGCGGUGUCGGAUACCAAGGUAUGCAGAAAAACCCAGGCGCGAAAACCAUCGAGGGUGAUCUUGAGGAAGGACUCUAUCAUGCCGGCGCCGUUCCGGAUCAUGAUCGAAACAACCCCAAACGAUAUGAUUGGGCUCGGUCGGCCCGUACUGAUAAGGGCGUCAGCGCUGUGGGGCAAGUAGUCUCGGGGAGAUUCUACGUGGAUCCACCCGGCUUUAUCGACCGCCUGAAUGCGAACCUUUCCCCGCAGAUUCGGAUAUUCGGGUACAAGCGUGUGACGGGUUCGUUUAAUGCCAAAAAGUUCUGUGAUCGGAGAAGGUAUGUGUAUCUUAUUCCGGUGCUCGCUCUUGAUCCAAAUUCGCAUCCUAACAGGGAGAGCGUAAUGGCCAGUUUGGGAUCUGGGAAUGAGCUCUUUAAGUGCUAUGAAUGCUCUGAGAGGGGGCGCAAGGUUGCUGGGUUAAUGGGCAAGCGUAAUUAUGAAUUAAGAGGUUCGAGUUUUGAGCUGGACAUAUCGUCGAACAAUGAGAAUGCUAAGGUAGACGCUGCACUUAGCGGCGAAAUUGGCAUUUCUUUAAUAAAUGGUGAUGCCAGUGAUCCAAAUUCGGAGUCCUUAAAGGAAAUUAAAUCCGAAAAUGGGGAUGCUGGAAGCAACAAGGUUCAAGAUGGAAUUUUGGACUCGAACGAGGGUAAUGCUGCGAAGGACACUACUGGCGAAGUAGAAGAGAUUAGUGGAGAGGAGAAGACUGUAAAGAGAAGUGAUUUCUCUUAUGGUGAGAAUGAGAAAAAAAGAUUUAAUAGAAUUCUGAAUUAUUACGUGGGGACUCAUAACUUCCAUAACUUUACCACCAGAACAAAAGCAGCGGACCCUGCAGCAUGGCGCUUCAUCAUUUCGUUUAAUGCUAACACCAUAGUUACUGUUGAAGGCAUGGAAUUUGUCAAGUGUGAAGUGGUGGGACAGAGCUUCAUGCUUCAUCAGAUCAGGAAGUUGAUUGGGCUUGCUGUGGCGGUGAUGAGGAACUGUGCCCCUGAGUCAUUGAUAGAGAAGGCCCUACAAAAGGAUGUUAACAUGAAUGUGCCAACGGCCCCUGAAGUUGGGUUGUACUUGGAUGAGUGUUUCUUUACAUCAUAUAACCAAAAGUGGAAAGACAGUCAUGAAGAGCUAUCGAUGAAAGAGUAUGAAAAAGAGGCAGAAGACUUCAAAAUGAAGCAUAUAUACCCUCAUAUUGCAUUGACGGAGCAGAAAGAAGGUGUGGUGGCUCUAUGGUUGCACUCUCUAAACCAUCGAAACUAUCCAGAUUUACAAGUUGUUAAUAAUGAAAACGCAACUAACAAGAUUAGUACUGAUGAAGAGACCAAGGUUGAGUGAAAUGUCUUGCGAGGCAUCAGUUCUCUACAUUGGUUCGUCCUUUGAUGAAAUAGAGGAGAAUAUUGAUCGUACCCGCGAAAAUGGCCGUGGACUGGACCCAACUCCCGCCAGAACUCGUAGAAUCGAUCUCCAACAACCUCACAAUCUAUGCCGAUUGCAUCCGAUUCCGAGUCGUCUGUCGGAGCUGGCGAUCCUCCGUCCCCAAUACCCCAAACCAUCUACCUCCACAACUUCCAUG
This is a messenger RNA of Humulus lupulus (European hop), 1878 nucleotides long. RefSeq lists its product as uncharacterized. The coding region runs from base 90 to 1640 and encodes 516 amino acids. NCBI's taxonomy places the organism in Eukaryota, Viridiplantae, Streptophyta, Magnoliopsida, Rosales, Cannabaceae. The transcript is spliced from 3 exons. Gene Ontology annotation, molecular function: pseudouridine synthase activity; RNA binding. The record is from RefSeq and is a predicted model, not a curated record. Gene Ontology annotation, biological process: tRNA pseudouridine synthesis; mRNA pseudouridine synthesis. Gene Ontology annotation, cellular component: nucleus.